Messenger RNA from Amoebophrya sp. A25, 558 nucleotides. NCBI's taxonomy places the organism in Eukaryota, Dinophyceae, Syndiniales, Amoebophryaceae. The record is from the annotation of a GenBank genome assembly.
UUCUUCUUCUUGCUUCAUUUCUAGUUCUUUUCCAUCCCGCCAUACGCUCCUACAGAUUCAUCUACCUCUGUCGAAAAGCAAAAGUGCAAUUGAAAUUCUGUGUCAAGUAGAGAGUUUUUCGCAAGGUUGGAGACGUCUGGAUGCUGGAAGUGUACCUUCCUGCUGCUGGUUGUGUUGUAGUCGGGCUGCUACACGGUCUUAAGUACUCCUGCCGUAAGGACAAAACGUGGCACCGUGUGGCGGCCACUGCGCUUUUCGGGGCUGGCGGCAUUGGAUACAUUAAGAUCUACCGAGGCGACAGAGACUGGUAUUCAUCGGCAUUUUCUCUGUACAGUAAAUGAGUGAAUGUCAGUACGAGGAACGAGAUCGAUCUUAAUAUCCACUUCUGUUCAUCCUCUUCUCAGGUUUCGGUAUGUUCCGUACGCGAAGCAGCCCACGUAUAUGAAACAGAACUUUCCGUUCUAUGUGUCAUCAUACUGUUUCGCGUUCCUCGGUUGCUUUGGGACCCGUGAGACCUAUGUUCGAUUCAUGAGUCGGUACCUUCUGCCGCCAAAGUAG